AGUCAGGGGGUGGGCUUGAAUGAAUGCAGUGUUGGGCACUGCCACGCAUCUCAGAGCAGCACCGAGUGAGGCUCAGCAGCACAGCGCGUAUGUGGAUGGGAGCAGGGGAGCUCCACUUCUUCAGCCCAGAAACAAUCUCUUGGAAAAAUCCAUUCCUGCAGCCAGCUCAUUCUUUUCCUCUUGGAAGGAGCAGCGGAGGAGAAGGAGGGGGGCUGGGGAGGGGACCAACCAAGGAUGCUGAUUUACAGGAGCCACUGAAGGCUCCCUUUGCUUCUGAGGGCUGCAGGGGGAAUAUGCCACAGGGGAUGGAUUUGUAAGGAGCCUGGCCUGAACUGCAGAGUUUGCAGGUUAUUAGUGCUGCACCAAACUCUGGGCUUGGGCAGCCCUCUAGCUGAGGCUAUUGGCCAUGGACACUAAUGCAGCUGAGUAUCAUACCAGCGUCACAAAGAACCCCCCUGGGUGGGAAACCGGGAUCUAUGUGACCGGUGCACUUGCUCUGCUGGGAAUAGCUGCAGUGAACCUAUGGAAGCUCUGGAAAUCUGGGAGCUAUCCCAUGCCAUCUCCAUUCCCCAACUAUGACUACAGAUACCUGGAGCAAAAGUACGGAACAACAUAUUCCGAGAUCAAACACAAGAGAGGUGUAACCUCGAACAUUCGAAAGGCAGUGGAAAGGACAUCCCCGGUCCGCAAACCCAGCCUGAAAAUGGAUGACACCUUUGAGAAUAUCAAUGAGCUGGGGACCCUGGAACUGAUGAACAAAGAUCUGGAGCUGGCUCCAUAUGGACCCCUGAAGAAGUCGGUGUCCACUGACUCGCUUAGCUCCAUCUCCUCCAUAGGGAAUAAUUUUGGCCAAGAUUUCACUGUGGGCCAGGUGGAAGUCAACAUGGAGUACGACGUGCACUCCAACACCCUGCAUGUCACGCUGCUGCAGGGCAAAGACCUCAUGGAGAAGGAGGACAUCAACUUUGAGUCUUGCUUUGUGCGUAUCAGCUUGGUUCCAGAUGAGCAAAUCGUUGGCAUCUCCAGGAUUCAGAGGAGUGCCUAUUCUGUCUUCUUUGAUGAGAAGUUCUCGAUUCCCUUGGACCCAUCUGCACUGGAGGAAAACAGCUUGAGGUUUUCUGUCUUUGGCAUUGAUGAAGAUGAGAGGAACAUCAGCACUGGGGUAGCAGAGCUAAAGCUGUCAGACCUGGACCUGGCCAUCCGGCCAUUCAAAGCCUGGCUGUACCUGCAGGACAUGAACAAGACAGUGGACUCGGUGGGAGAAAUCCUGCUGUCUCUGAGUUACCUGCCCACAGCGGAGCGGCUGACUGUGGUUGUGGUCAAAGCCAAAAAUCUCGUGUGGACUAAUGGCAAAGUGACUGCAGAUCCUUUUGUCAAAGUGUACUUGCUUCAGGAUGGGAGGAAGAUCAGCAAGAAGAAGACAGCAGCAAAGAGAGAUGACACAAAUCCAGUGUUCAAUGAGGCCAUGAUUUUCUCAGUGCCAGCCAUUGUCCUGCAGGACCUGUCUCUCCGGGUGACAGUGGCAGAGUGUUGUGAAGAUGGGAGAGCUGAAAAUGUUGGCCAUGUCAUCAUUGGCCCAUCAGCCAGCGGCAUGGGUAUCACACACUGGAAUCAAAUGUUGGCCACCUUAAGGAAACCAGUGUCCAUGUGGCAUCCAGUACGACGAAACUAAGGACGCGUUGACCCUCUUGCAAGUAUUUUGCAUGGUGCCUAAACUCUCUUCCUGUAAAUAAAUAUUGUUGGUGAAUGGACUGUGAAAAUCAAGACAGAAAUUAUUUUUCCAAAUGUUACUCUUCACGAGUUCCAUUUAGUAAAAAGGAGGAGCAGCAACAGCAGAAGAUGUUGAUUCUUUGAAUUGGAUUCUGCAAGCCUUGGAAAAGCUUCAGUGGACUGAAAUGUGAGAGAAGUAGUAACUCCGGUGUGAUUAUGUACAGAUAUAGCUUUUGGACAAACACCUCCCUCCUAACAUUACUGUGGCAGGGAUGCAAGUUUGGGAUCCCACCAGCCCCAAUUGUUGAUGAUAUUAUUUUCCAGUGGAUGUUAUACAGUUAAGCAUGGUCUGUCCACUGAUAUUAGCAAGUCAAGGGGUAAAUUUGUGAUCUUGUGCCCAAACUAAAUGGUUUAGGUUUGCCACAAAGUUCCCAGGAGAAAUUUUACCAUGAAGAUUUUCACCAAGUCAGGCUGGAAUUUUACCACUACACAUUUUGGCUGCAGGGAAAUUUAGCUACUGAGGCAUUUAAUAUUGUGCAGGUCUGGCAAUCAAACUCUUUCUAAGAUGACUUCUUGGAUUGCUCCUCAUUGAAAAUCUUUGGUUUAAGGAGAGGGAAGGUCUCCAUAAGGACUGGAUCCUUGUCACUCCAUGCAGGUUCCUAGAUAUUCUAAGCUAAAAUCAAUUAGAAGAGAGCAAACCAUGGCAUUUGAAACACAGCAGCAAAAAAAUACAUCCCAUUUCAGACAAAACUGAGAGAGAGUUCCCUUAGGAAGCAUUCAUAUCGUACUUUUCCGAGUUAAUGAGCAACCAUCCUCUCCAAGCCUUGAUUCGACAGGGUGAUAUAAAGCAGCACAGGUUCUCACAUAAGUCAAGGAAAGAUAAGAGUCUUCAACACCACACUGGAGGAUCCAUAAAAUGCUGGUUCUUCCUUGUUGAUUUUUGGGGUGUUCACUGGCAUUGCUCGAAAUGCUUCAUAUUUCAGGGGAAAAUGUCAUCUGCAUUUAUUGAGAAAAGAUCUGGGGGAAAUUUCAUAAAAUGCUGGUGUCUUUUAUUUUUCUCCUGAUUUUGAAUAAUGGAAGAACAAGAUGAAAUGUUUGAAUUUUAAGUCUCAAAUCCCAACCCCCUCCCAGCCACUAGAAUCCACCCAGGAAAUAUGUCCACAGAAUUUGUGACUUUUUUUUAAACUCUUCUGUUUUUUCAACCAAUUUAGGGGUUCAGGUUAUGACACACUGGCCCUGAUUUCCAGAGCCCAGUUGAGAUUUUAGGUGCUCAGCAUAUCUUAACUUGGGUACUCAGUAGUUCAGACCUCAGUUUUUACUCAAAGUUCCCUCACUGAGGAGUCAAGUCCAUGUAGGUCAGGCUUACCACAUAUUAGUAGGGUCUCAGUAAAUCAUGCCAGAAGUGCCCCCUAAUGUUUUUCAUUUUGUUGCUUGCUCCCCCCCUCCCCCCAUCAGGGAAGCAAAAACUAGCAUGUUUAAAAUCUCCAUUAAUUGGGUGAGGGAGGGGCAAAUGGUGAAAUGAAAAACAUUAAAGGACUUGCUGCAGAGGCCACUUCUGGCAUGAUUUACAGAGAUCCCUACAUAUUAGUUAAGCCCAAGCAAAACUUGAUCAUUCUUCCUAGUCCACUUAAGCUUCUAAGUAAAGAACUCAAGAAUAUAGCCAGCUCUCAUGACUUCAUCAUGAGCCUCUCUACUUCCAGUGUUUUAUAGAGCCCUAUUUCUUGGAUGAUAUCACUGGAUAAUCUUCACUGUCAUUUUAAAAAAACUUUUCUUUCUAUACCUCAUGAUACCGCAAAAAAAAUCUCAGAACUUUAACACCUAGAGGCACAAACACAAGACAAAUAUAAAGACCCCCCCAAUGCAUUUUUUUUUUAAAAGAUCACGAAGAGUUCUUAUGCCUUUUUUUUUUAAGUGUUGGGGUUGACUCUCAGUUUUGGAACAGUUAGGUCUACUGAUACUGCUUUGAUUUGGUGCUCAUUUGCUUGAGAGCUGUGCAGAAAUGUAGUGGGCUCUAAAAGGACCAGGUGCACCUGAGAGCUGUGGAGGUUGACUGCAAGCUUCUUGUACGAAGCAUUUUCUUGAAGAAUACUGUUCUCCUCCAUCUUGAAACCUUGCACAUCCAUCCAGAGCCAAAAUGUAUUACUUCACUGUGGCCUAAGUGGGUUUGAAAUCACUGGUUGGUUGCAAAGGGCCUUCCAUGGAAUGAAGGCAGAGAUUAUCUAAUAGGAUGGAAAUAAAACCAGACAGCUGUUUAAUUCUACCUCUAGGCAGCCAAAUGCUAGGCAGGAGCUGGCUUCAGCAUCUGGACAGAGCCAUCAAAAAGAGGAACAUCUGGAUCAAGCCAGUCUGCAUUACGGAUGGUUUCUUUGAAGCAGGGCUUGUCAGACUGGUUGACUUGCUAGGGCUCAGCCUGCCCAUGGAGACUCAGGCUAGGAGCAGGAAAGGUCAUCAGAGGGCUUGAAUCAGCUGUGUGCCAUCCUGCCUUUCUGCAGUUCAGUGAACUUGGACUUCAGACUGACCUGGCUCUAGAGAACACUCUGUUAAAGAGCAUCAGCCUCAGGGCCCAGCAUGUGCUCUUUGCUUAGGACAGGAGAUCAGGGCCCCCAGUGUUUUUGUUCAUUAAGAGUAAAACAUGCUUCUGAUUUGGGGAGGAGGGAAAAUACCCCCAGUUCCCCUGUGCAGAAGCAAGAUUAAUUCUCUGUAGGCCAACAGAGGCUCACAGCUCUAAAGGGGCGCUGUCCACCCACUUCAUGACAAAGCUGGUCUCCUGGCAAGUCCCACUACCACUUCCCCAGGCAGGUGGGAGGGAAGGGGAGGAGCCCUCUUUCAACCUAUGAAUCAUAAUGGAAGCAGCCCUUCCAUCCAGCAGACGUUUUGCUAUUAGGCCAGCUCUAAGGAGAACUAGGAAUGUGUCAGUGCAUGAAAAAGUCAUUUGCAGUUGUUAAGCCCUUGUGAGUUAUGCAUGAGCUGUGACGUGUUAAGAAUGAAAACAAGCUCAGUAAAAGCAUGUUAUCCAGGUGGCCCCAUCACUGUGCAUCAUACCUGUAAAGCAGAACAAUCUUUUGCUUCACUUGAUCACGUGAAUGUUAAUUCAAACAGCUAGUGUCAGGCCAAGCAUAGACAUGCACUGGCCUUGGACCCAAAUAGCAAUGGGCCCAGCAGUGUAGCAGGCUUAACCAGGUUGCUGAAUCCAAACUCCUCUGAGACCAGGUUGAUCCUGACCUGAAUCCAUAACCAGAUGUGGAGGUUAAAAUCCAAACCUUAAACUGGUUCCAAAAUUGUAGUGUGCAUUCAUCUUUAACAUACAGUGGUCAUUAACACUGUUUUACAUGGCUUUACUUUUUGAGGAGCUAACUUUGUCCAUCACACUGGUAUAGAUCUGAAGAACCUCUUCCAGUUACUCUACAGUGUUCUCCCAACAUCCAAUUUAAACAAAGCUGACUUCUGUGUAAAGCUUCCUAGACAGGAAGACAUUCACACUCCCCAGGCAUGAUAGAUGCCAGGGAGGACAUUGAGUGUGUUAGAGUCAGGCCAAACUCUUUUGUGUCUCAUUUCAAACCUUCUGGAUCACAGCAGGCUUGGAAGCUGGGCUCCAACAUUACUGGGCUCAAAUACUGCUAAGGAAUAAAAACUACGGCAAAGAGAAAAACAAACUGAGGAGAUGAGGGAGUGGGAGGACAGAAGAGCCCAGAUCCUGAUCUCAGUGACAUCAAGGCAGGUCCAGAGGACCUCUGUUGACUUCAGGGUAGUCUGGGUUUAUGUUGGCAUAACUGAAGGCAGGAUUCUACCUAGUGUGCACUGCAUGCAGGGCACUACCCGCUACUAACCUAGCACUGCAUGUGGAUGGAUGAUAAGGACAUUCAUCCCUCCUUGGUGCAGGGUUUCCUUGACCUAUGAAAAUCUGCUUGUAAAUGUGAGAGAUCAACCAGCUUCUGACUGCAACAGAUUCCUAUAUUACUGGUCAAAGGAUACCUGGGCCCUCUGCUUCUCAGCAAGUGGAUUCCUGGCCUCACCCUUUGUGAAACUCCCCACUCUCUCCUCUCCUUCCCCCAAAUGCUUUCUAGAUGCUGAAAAGAAAUAGACGCUGGAUCUGGGCUUUGACUGUCUGGGCCUGACCCUAGGCCUACUGUAGUCAGUAGAAAUAGGGCGCAUCUACACAAGAUGUUAAAUGAGCAGUAGACUAAUUCUACUGUACAUUAGCACAUCACAGCAAAAGCUAAUGCACAGUAGAAUUAGUCUACUGCGUAUUAGCAUAAAAAAACCUGCACUAGUGCUGCUGUACAGGAGCACUGGUUACUGUGCAUUCAGUUAGUACCUGUUAUUAUAGGAACUACACUGAAUGUGCAGUAACCACAGCACAUUAAUGAACAUGUUAGAUGUGCCCAGACUCAGUAAUUUCAGUGGGCUUUAGAUCAGGUGUAAUAUCCCCCAGGUUGCACUUCAGAUGCAGCUGAGAGGUCUUUUCUAUCUACCUGGCAUCCUGGUUUCACCUCUCUUUAUGAUUAAAGCAGGAAGUGAUGAUUAUUUGAUUAAGACUGGGACCCAGGAGUGGGCUUUGUUUGUCCCUUUUAACAGAAUCACUGGGUUAGAAGAGACUCCACCGGUCUCUUCUGGUAUCACAGGUCUCUCACUGAUACCCUUCCCAGUGAUAUUGGGGUAGGCCCAGAUGUAAAGGUCAUUGCUUGUCUAUGCUCUGGUCCAACCACAAAGAUACUGGGCUGGAUACAGGAAUGACAGAGUAGACCUCUUGAGGCUGCAUUACACAUGAGGUUAGACAGGAUGGUCUGUUAUGGCCCUGAAAUCUCUGGUUGUCCCUGAUCCUUUUCUCAAAGCUUUUUAGGUGUACAAAGCUUGGUGCUGAAAUGUUUCUGGCUGCCAGCUGUAUCAACCUUUGGCUCCAAGAAGGGCAACCUUUUUACAGAUGUUUAUGCUAUAGGACUGACCAACAAAAAUGAUGUCUGUCAUUCCAGUUUGUAUUCUGAAUGUUUGAUCUAUUGUCUACUCUGUCAAACCCACUGGUUUUUCAUCACUGCAUUGCUGGAGAGAAGAGACUGCAGUGACAGUGGUGUUGUCAUAUAGGAAGAGUGUAUCUUACAUCAUACCAUAGCUGUGAGCUAUAUUUAUUUCAGUGGUUAAGUUAUCAUUUUAAAGGCCUGCCAUCCUCUGUGUGUUGCACUGUGACACUUGCCCCUUUAUUCAAGGCUGGGCAUGUGUUUGAAAGGUAAAUAAAUAUCCAGGUGACUUGGCAAAAUGG
Messenger RNA from Alligator mississippiensis (American alligator), 6964 nucleotides. It is a transcript of the gene SYT12, whose product is annotated as synaptotagmin 12. Gene Ontology annotation, molecular function: calcium-dependent phospholipid binding; calcium ion binding; clathrin binding. Lineage: Eukaryota; Metazoa; Chordata; Crocodylia; Alligatoridae. The coding region runs from base 407 to 1672 and encodes 421 amino acids. Gene Ontology annotation, biological process: calcium-ion regulated exocytosis; cellular response to calcium ion; regulation of dopamine secretion. The record is from RefSeq and is a predicted model, not a curated record. The transcript has 8 exons.